GGAUACUGUGAAGAGAUGGGAGCCUUCAUGACCACGGGUUGUUGACUUGAAGGAGUUAAGCUGGACUUGAAAAAAAGAAACAACAAUCACCCCGCGAGUAUCUGUAUAUCUCAGACAAUCAAAACCAAGACCUCGUCGCUUGCUAUGUUCCGACUAGACAAAUCAUGAUCGAGGCACUGGGACACGGGAAGAACUAUAUACAUCGCUGUGAUGUACAUAUGAACAAGGUGUGCCAGACCAAGACUAAACGCACUGCACCGUUUAUCCUCUGCACAUGCGUCUUUGAGUCUGACGUGUACAUCCGGUUUGUUGGUGGCCGUGAUUCGCAUGUGUCAAGAGAGGCUUGGAAGAAACAAAAGAUGAGGGCCAAAGCGGGCACAAAACUCUGCGAGAGGGUGUCUAGUCGCAAGCUGUCUCGUGGCACCGUCAUGCAAUGUCGGACGCUAACAAAGCGACAGACGGAGGUAUCAGUAUGACGGUCAAUACGAUCUCCACCAUCAUGAUCAGUGAAAGUCACCCGAUUUUCCCGACGACGAAGAUCCUCACGGUUGUCUUGGGUUGACAGGACGUAGUAAUGUAUUAGAGUUCUGUCAUUCCGCCAUUUAACAAGCAAGGUAUCCAUGGUUGCGCGGAGAUUGUAGAUGCGGAGUCGAAAGAAUGUAAGAACCUGAGAAGCUGAAUCAUGAAACGAAACCCGUAGGCCAUGUUCAAGGUCCAAGAGCUCGAUAAGCACAUGAUCAAGGAUUCAAGGUUCUUGACAAUGAUAUUAGGGCAAGUCGGUGAACAGCUUCAGGUGAAAUGGACAAAGCGGAAAGAUAAUAUGCUGAUUGUGGCGAUUGAAGAAUUGACGACAACUUUGUUUGUCAUGCGGUCA
This is a messenger RNA of Somion occarium, 874 nucleotides long. The record is from the annotation of a GenBank genome assembly. NCBI's taxonomy places the organism in Eukaryota, Fungi, Basidiomycota, Agaricomycetes, Polyporales, Cerrenaceae.